AUGCAUACACCUUUCGUUUCAGUAACCGUUGAUGAAGAAAUGGCCAGACACGUUCCUUUCACACGGUCAAUGGCCGACGACGAGAACAAAGAAUUCCGCGCUAAUUAUCUGGCCCCUCUCCUUUUACAACAUCUUCCGAAUCUAUCCUCCUCCCCCUCCUACUUUUUCAAUAACCCCCCUCCUUCUACAACCUUUUCCAACCUUUUCCGAAUUUAUCCUCCUCCUACCACCUUUUCAAUAACCCUAUCCUUCUACAACCUUUUCCGAAUCUGUCCUUCUCCCACCACCUUUUCAAUAACCCCCUCCUUCUACAACCUCUUCCGAAUAUAUCCUCCUCCUCGUCACUUUCCAAUAACCCCUCUCCUUCUACAACAUCUUCCGAAUCUAUCCUCCUCCUACCACCUUUUCAAUAACCCCCUCAUUUUACAACCUUUACCAAAACUAUCCUCCUCCUACCACCUUUUCAAUAACCCCCUCAUUUUACAACCUUUACCAAAACUAUCCUCCUCCUACCACCUUUUCAAUAACCCCCUCCUUCUACAACCUUUUCCGAAUCUAUCCUCCUCCUACUACCUUUUCAAUAACUUCCUCCUUCUACAACCUUUUCUGAAUCUAUCCUCCUCCUACUACCUUUUCAAUAACUUCCUUUUUCUACAACCUUUUCCGAAUCUAUCCUCCACCAAGCAACUUUUCAGAAUCCCGCCUCCUUCUAUCACCUAUUUUUUAUAUUUGCUUGUGUUUUUCAAGUCUUUCUUCAAGUUCAUGCUCUGA
Acanthosepion pharaonis is the source of this 771-nucleotide messenger RNA. The record is from the annotation of a GenBank genome assembly. Lineage: Eukaryota; Metazoa; Mollusca; Cephalopoda; Sepiida; Sepiidae.